CUUUUGUAACUAAAACUCCGUUUUGACAUCACUUUCAUCAUAAUCUGAAUAAAAAUAAUAAUAAUACAACAAAACAAAUAAAAAAUAAAAAAAAAAAAAAAAAAACACCAUCGAAAACGAAUCAAAAAAUAAAAUAAUAAUAAAUCAUCUAAUAAAAAUAAAAGAGUUACAUACCAACAAAAUAAAAAUAAAUGGAAAAACAAAAUAAAAACAACAACUACAACAAAGCUCAAAAAGUCUAAGAGGCGAAUAAACCGAAGGGGCAUCUGCCAUAAACUUUUAGUUUUGAAUUUCCUUUGUUUUCGUUUGCGAAUUUGCUUCAAAAAUUCAACAAAAAACUCCUCUCAACCGACAACAACAACUACAGCAAACUUACCGCUGCAUGCCGAAAAGCUCAGAAGAAGAAGAAGCGGUAAAAGGAAUUAUCGUGUGCAACGGUGAGAAGAGUCUUCACUCUAUCUGCGUGAAUGUGUGUGUGAGAGUGCGUCUCUGUGUCUGAGAUUCUACGGGUGUGAGCGAAAGAGGCGACAUAGCGACUGCGCAUCUGUGCAAACUAAACAACAACAACAAGAAGAAAACAAGCCAAGCUUGAAACGAAGACUUUCAAAACCAACAACAUCAACAACAACAAACCAAACAAAAUUCAAAUACACUUGAAACGCUGUGAAAUUAACUCGUCAAUACUCAAAGCAACAACAAAACGCAAGAAGAAGAGAAAGAGAAAUCAACUGAAUUAAAAACGGAGUUUGAAGUCUUAACAAACACAAUUACAAAAUUCAAAACCACACGCACGCACUAAAAACAAAACAAAAACCACAUCAAAAACAACCUAGUAACUGUUAAAAAAAGAACAGCGAAAAAUAAUAUAAAAACGCGACGCUGAGGCGUUGACGUUGAACGUCAAGCUCGAAUAACUGAAGGAUAGAAGAAUACAUCAACAGUAGCAACAACAACAGCAAGAAACACACACGUUAAACAAUCCCAAAAUUCCUCAUUUUUUUCCUGAAAGCUUUAAUUUAAUUACGAAUUUUUUUGUUAAGUCAAAGUGAAUUCAAUUUGCUAAAAAAAAAAAGAAAAGAAAAAAUAAAAUAAAAAAAAUUAUUUAAAAUUAAGACAACAACAAAAACGCCGCCUCUACUACAACAAGAACAGGAACAAAGGAUAUAGAAGAGAAGAGAGAGAGAGAUAAAAAGAGGAACACAAACAGCAAAAGCAACACCAACAAACAACUGAAUUAAAGUUUUAAAGUACAAAAUAACCGGGAGUAAAAAGAAAAACAACAACAACAAAACAAACAACUAAUUUAAACAUAUUAACAAAAACAUUUAAUUUAAACGCAACAUCAAUUUAAAUUAUUUAAUUAAGCAAACAAAAAAAAUACUGUAGCCUAAGUCGAUAAACAAAAAAAAAACUAAAAAAUAAAAAUAAAAAUAUAUUUCGCCUGCCAAGCGGCGGCCGUGUGAAGAAGUGCAAAAGAGAAAGGCAGCGAUCGCGUGAAGGAAAGACAGAGUUGGAGAGUGUUUUAGAAAGUUCCGCCUUGUAAAAGAAGAACAGAAACAAAUUUAAAAGCAAAGCAAACGAUAAAGCAACAAUUGUGCCGCAAAAGAAAACAAAAACCACAAAAAGCAACAAGCAAAAAAUGUACUAAAAAAAGUAAAAAAAAAAAAAAAAAAAAAAAAAAAAAAAAAACGAGCAACUAAAAAACGGUAACAAUAAAGAAAAACAUUUAAAACCAAAAAUCUACAAGAAUUCUAUUAAUUUUAAGUAACUUUUACAAAAUAAAUAAAAACAAAAACACACAAAAUGAAGAAGACCCCAGCAACAGAAACAACUGAGUAACACAUAAAAUACAAACAAAAAAUUAAAAAAAGGACAACAAAAAAUUCAAUCGCAACUUAGCCAAUAAAAACAAGAAAAUUGUAAAUAAAUGAAAUUAAAAAACUGAAAAACCCAGAAGAGAAACGUCGAAAACUGAAAAACUGCGGCCUUUGUGCCCGAAAACCAAACAGUUUUUUAUUUUUAAUAAUAAACUAUUGUUUAUAUUUAAAUAGUUUUCAUUUUUUUAUAAGUGUACCUAGUGAGAAAUGUUAAAAGUCUAAAUGAGAUAACGAUUAAAAGCAACUGAAACAAAAAGAAAGUAAAAAGAAAACAAAACAAAAAAAAAACAAAUUCAAAGAAAGAUUUAACAACUCUGUGAUAAUUACUGUAAAUUUAUAAUUAUAAAUAAAUAAAAAAUACGCAAAAAUCGCAAAAAAAGAAAAUCUCUGCAUAAAUAACAAGAAAUGAACACUAAAACAAAACAACUGUAAUUUUUAACAAUAGAAAAACAAAAGAGAGACAGACGAAGUAAUAAGAAGAGGAGAAGUACGAACAUCUUAAACAACAACUUUAUACAUAAGAGCAAAUGCAAAUUAAAAGAUAAAAACAUUGAAACAAAUUCGUGAUAUCUUAAAGGACUUCGAUACAUAUACUAUAGUAUAUUAUAUAUUAUAUUAUAUAAACUCUAAGUAAAUAAGCUUAACUUGGUAAGCAAAAAAAAAACAAAAAACAAAAACAAAUGAAAACCCAUAAGUGAAAAAUACAACAACAACCAACAACAAAAGGAAAAACAAAAAAACCCUAGGUUAAAAAAAGACUUUAAAAAAAACGCGCAUUCAAAAAAUAUAUAUUUAAAAACAAACGGGAAAAAACGAAAUAAACACAAAAAAACGUAGGAUUAAAGUUCAACAUAGUAAAAAUAAAAAGCCCAGCAACAAUUAAAGAGUAUCUAUCUAUAUAUAUUAACGAUAAAACUAAACAAUAUAAACUCAUAAUAUGUGCAUAGUGAAUAGUAAACGAAACAGCAAUAAUAACAUUACAAAACGUGUAACCGAAAAGUAAUAGCAACAACAACAAGAGAAACACCAAUCUACAACAACAACAAACAUACAGCGAAAUAACGGAUCACUUCUGUGCAGCCCUCGUCAAGAGCAUCGUUGAGCAGCCGCAGCCCUGGCAGGCAGCCAAGCUGCGAGCGACAUUGAGAGAGAAGAGAGAGUGAAAAAGCUUGGUUUGUAACAAAACAACAAAAAAUUAAAAAAAGUAUAUAAAGAUAAAUCACUAAUACUUCCUAAAAACCACAACGAUUGCCUACAAAUAUAUAUAUAUUAUAUAAAUGUAUAUGUAUAUUAGAGAAAACCAAAAACAAACAAUAUAACAACAAACAUAUUAAUCACUCGCCCCUUCUCCCCCCAAAAUAAAAAAUCAAACGUCUAAUAUAUCAAACAAAAGCUCUAAAAAAAUAAACAAAUAGUAAUUUAAUAAAAAUUAAAAAUAAAAGUAUUCCGUAAAGCGCCCCAGUGUAUUUUUCUAGUAAAACUAAAAGAAAAAGGUAAAAAAAAAAACACAAAAACAUAACUCGAACAUAUGAACAAAUCGCAAUAAAUAGUUAAAGAAAUUUCAAAAGUUUUUCAAAACAACCAAGCAACCAACGGCAGCAGCUAAUGCAUUUUCAUCAGAUUACGAAUAUAUAUAUAUAUAUUUUUAAAACACGAAGCAGCCGCAACUUCAACUAACAACCAACAACCAACUACAACAAACAACAAGAAAACACCAACAACUAUAACAAUUAAAAACUGAACAUUACAUUAUAUAAUUGUCGGCAUUUUUUUACAUACAUUUCUUGGGGCCAGUUGCCCCAAAAUACCCAAAAGCAAAAAACCAACAAAGUUAUAAAAGAGAGGUGACAACCCAGAACAACAACAACAACAAACAAGAACAGAAACAACAACAACAACAAAUGAUUGUUUUUCUUUUUUAUUAACUUCGAAGACAAGGAAUUUCAGUGCCUCUUGUGCCAGUGUUUAGCCAAAAUAUAUAUACACAACAAAUACGUAUUUAUUGCUUAGUUUUUUCUCUUUGAUAUAAAAAUAAUUACACUAAAAAUCGAAAAUAAAAUAUUAAUAAAAACAAAAAGAACAUUUCAUAAUAAAAAGAACAUUAAUUAAUAGAUUCGAUAGUAGUAGGUCAGUUUUUGAUCCGCUCCAAAACGCGCUCGCUCUCUUUAAAUCGUUCACCAUUCUCGCCGUCAUCCGUCGUCGUCAUCAUCAUCAUCGUUGUCGCGUCGUCAUCAUCAACUAUAACAACAACAACAGCAAACAGCAAUCAUCGUUUGAUCAUCAUAAUUAAAAAUCAAACAACAAACCAGUCUCCUUGUGCUAGUCCGCUAUCAGCAUUUUCUAUAACAUCCAAAACAAAGCAAAACCAAUUAACAACAUGAAUACACAAUCCAAAGGAUAUCGCACUGGCGAAGAAAUCUAUGAUAAUUUGCACUUCGAUAUGUCUGCCAUACGCAGCUUGAGCAUACCGACAACUUUCCCGACAAUUAGCACUUUUACGCUAGACUCGACCACGUUGGGUCUGCAGCCGCAAUCGCAUGGACCGCAAACACCAUCGUCCGUGCAAAUGGCAAUGGGUCAACAACAACAACAGCAGCAGCAAAAUAUGCAUCACCAUCAGCAGCAGCAACAUAUGCAGCAGCAACAUCAUCAGCAGCAGCAGCAACAACAACAGCAUCAUCAGCAGCAACAACAUCAGCAGCAUCAACAGCAGCAACAUCAGCAGCAGCAACAGCAGCAGCAACAACAGCAGCAACAUCAGCAGCAGCAGCAGCAACAACAACAUCCCAGCAUUGGCAUGUUUGAUGCAAAUGAGGUCAACGAUAUCCUUCAGAAUCCGCCACAAAUUGGCGUCUUUCAAUCCAAUAGCGUGCUGAACAACGGCGCUGGCAGCUCAUCGUCCAUUUUUGGCUCACAAUCGAGCAAUUCCUCAGCAGCAGCAUCGGCAGCCAACGAUCCGAAUCAGGCCACACGCGAAACUGGCAUCAUUGAGAAGCUGCUGCAUUCGUAUGGAUUCAUUCAGUGCUGCGAGCGUCAGGCACGUUUGUUCUUUCAUUUCUCGCAGUUCACUGGCAAUAUUGAUCAUCUGAAGAUCGGUGAUCCCGUUGAAUUUGAGAUGACCUAUGACCGACGCACCGGCAAACCGAUUGCUAGUCAAGUAUCGAAGAUUGCGCCCGAGGUGGUGCUCUCCGAGGAGCGUGUCACCGGCACUGUGACCACAGAGUUGCGCACCGAUAGCGCCAACAAUGUGCUCAGCUCCAGCGAGACAACCGGUCGCAUUAGUUAUGAGAAUCGCGGCGAAUGCUUCUUUCUACCCUAUACCAAAGACGAUGUCGAGGGCAAUGUCAAUUUGCGGGCUGGCGAUAAGGUCAGCUUUCAAAUUGCAACGAACCAAAGAGGCAACCUGGGCGCGUGCCAUAUUCGACUAGAGAAUCCGGCUCAACCGGUCAAAUAUCGUGGCGUUGUGUGCUCAAUGAAGGAAUCGUUUGGCUUCAUUGAACGCGCUGAUGUCGUUAAGGAAAUCUUUUUCCAUUUCUCCGAGGCCGAGGGUAAUGUUGAGCUGCGUCCUGGCGACGAUGUCGAGUUCACCAUACAGACACGGAGCUCUGCCUCUGUGCCGCCGCAGGGUCGUGAAUUUGCCUGCAACAUAACUCGUUUGCCGCCCGGUUCGGUUAUUUUCGAGGAUGUCGAUAGCACCAUUUACAAGGGACAAGUGCUCAAAUCGUUGGAUCGCAACAAUGCAGUGCGUCAGAACAAUGAUCCGUUGCCGGGACGUAUACGCUAUCGGGCACCCGACUACUCUGAGGUGGAGGUGCCAUUUGGCGAUAAGGAUCAAAAGGGUGAUUUCACUUUGCGUCACGGCGAUUGGGUGCAGUUCCUGUUGGCCACCGACCGCAGGGAUCAAUUGCAGCGUGCCACAUCCAUUGCCCUCCUGGACGAGACGUUCAAGGUGUCCGGCGAGAAGAGGGAACAGGGCACAAUUGCCUCGCUCAAAGAGGGCUUUGGAUUCUUGCGCUGUGUGGAGCGUCAACCGCGCUUAUUUUUCCACUUUACCGAGGUGCUCGAUACGAGCCGUGAGAUUGAUGUCAACGAUGAGGUGGAGUUCACUGUCAUUCAGGAGCCCGGCCUAGCCUAUAAUAACUCGCGUUUGCAGGCCAUACGCAUUAAGCAUCUACCGCCCAAUUCUGUGCAAUUUGAAACUCUAAUGGCCAGCAACAUUGAGGGCUGCGUGACACGCGAGGCACCUAAGAGUCCAAUUAAAUCUCAGGAUCGCGUCGAGGGUGGCGUCAUCACCUACGAGCAUGGCGAUGUUAAAAAGACUAUUAUGUAUUUUCUUAAAGACUGCGAAAAACCACCAAGAAUCGGCGAGCGUGUACGCUUCGAUAUUUAUAUGGUUAAACGUAAUAAGGAAUUUAUUGCCGUCAAUGUGCAGCAAAUUUCACUGCAACAACAACAGCAGCAACAACAACAACUUUUGAACCAACAGGUCGCUAAUCAGCAACAGCCUGGCGUUAAUAUAAAUCAGAAUGAUCAAAUGUUGAUAACCAAUGGCAUCAACUCGAUUGCCAAUGCCAUGCAGAAUGGCUACAUAAUGCAUGGCAGUCCCGGUGGGGGCAGCAGCAGCAACAGCAGUGUCGGUAGCAAUGCAACCACUCAACAAAUAUGCACGCCUCACAUUGAGGACUUUAAGGUGGAGAAUAAUAAUCAUACCGGUGUUGAGACCACUGGCGGGCAAUUGUAUCGCGGAUUUAUUGCUGUUAUUAAGGAGAAUUUUGGCUUCAUUGAGACACUGUCGCACGACGAGGAGGUUUUCUUUCACUUUAGCAACUACCAAGGCAAUCCCAAUUGGCUCGAGUUGGGUCAGGAGGUGGAGUACACAUUGGCACCCAAUGGCAACACAUCUGUUUCGGGCAAUUGCCUGCCAGCUGAGAACGUGCGCACAUUGCCGAAGAACUCGAUUCCGCAACCAGCGGUGCUGGAAACCGUACACAAUGGCGUUGUGGCACGUCCAUUGCGUUGCAUCAAUCCGGAUCAGCAGGAGUAUGCCGGACUAAUUGAGAUACUCGACGAAUCGAGAACUACGAUCAUUUCGCAGCAUGAAUUUGGCAUCACCAGUUUGGUGAAUAAGCGUGAUUUGUUGCAGAAGGGCGAUCUGGUUAGCUUCCGCAUCGAUGAGAGUGGCCGGGCAGCCGAGGUGCAUGCUGUGCGUCAGAAGAAACGCGCAACUGUUGACUCGAUCAAGGGUCAGUUUGGAUUCCUCAAUUUUGAGGUUGAAGACGGCAAAAAGCUAUUCUUUCACAUGUCCGAGGUGCUGGGCAACACUGUGGCUCUGCAUCCUGGCGAUACUGUGGAGUUUUCAGUGGUUACCAAUCAGCGUAAUGGCAAAUCUUCGGCUUGUAAUGUUUUGAAAAUAAACGAUCGUCCCGAUCGUCUGAUCUCGCGCCUUAAGCUCAAUGGCGAGGAUGGUAUACCGCGUUUGAUUCUCAUUCGCGCACCCAAGGGGCCACAGGGCAAAGGCUUCUCCGUACUCGCACGCCAUCCACGCAUUCCAGGCACCCUGGUGGAGUAAUUCCAAAUCAGAUAUUAGAUGCAAAUUAAAGACAAUGCAUGCAUACAAUAUAUACAUUUAUAUACAAAUAUUUAUAUAUAUAUUCUUGUACGCUACAACAUCAACCAACAACAAGGCUUAACGAUACCAUACAAAGAAGGCACAGCAACAACUCCAAACAAACCGUAAAACAACAAUUGCAAACAUACCAACUACAAUGUGAAUUUGUCGCUACAACCAUAUAAUAUGAAUGAAAGAUACAAUUUAUUAAGUAACUUAUUAACUUAGAAAACAAAAAAAAAAACUAUUGGAAACGAUAAUAAUAAAUGAUAGCAUACCACAUACAUACAUAAAUACAUGCAUACAUACAUAAAUAUAUACAUGCAAGUAUAUUAAUGAUGAAAAUACAUACUAAACAAACUCAAAAAAACAUAACAAAAAACAAUUUCUACGUGUCUGAUAAAAAUGUAAACGAAAUUAAAUAAUCAUUAUUAAAAAAACAAACAAAAUCUAAAAAAAAAUACAACCAGGGCCCUCCUCCUUUUUCCUAUUCGUAAUAAUGAUACACAGUUUAUAGAUUCUGUUAAAUUUGAAGUUGUGCGCUGCUUAAAACUGAAAUUCAAGUGUCUGAGAGAUGAAACCAAAUUGUGUGUAUACGUAUACUAUUUUUCAACUAGUUUUGCUUUAAUUUAAUUUAGCAUAUAUAAAAUGAAAUACAAAAAGAAAAAAAAAAUGAAAAUAAUAAAUUAAAAAAUCAAAUAAAUAUUGUAUAAUGGCAACGAAAUCCUUGCAUAUGUGCAUUAAACAAAAUGUUAACCAACAACAAAGAGACAAACAAACAACAAUAUAUGCCAUAGAUGCGUAGAUAGUUUUUUCUCAACUUAUAUAUGCUCUAUAUUCUAUUAACCUAUUUCUAUAUAUUUUAAUUCUCGCAAAACUGUUCUUUCACUGCUUCUUCUUUGAAGUCUUACUGUUAAUCUGGCAUAUAUAUUCAUAAAUAUAUGUGUAUAUUUAUUGAAUAAUUAUUGUAUACAUCAAGAUGAUGGUGAUGAUGAUGAUGAUCAAAGUGACGAUGAUGAAAGCAACAAGUAUUUAUAUAUAGCAAACAAAGUCUUAAUUUCAAUUGUAACAUUUCAACACCAAAACACUCGACGAGUAAUAUUAACUGUGUUUGUUGUUGUUUCACGAAUUUUUUCUGCAUUCAAAAGGGUUGCAUUAACUUAUUACAUAUUAUAAUUAUACAAAAUACAUACAUACAUCUGCAUACAUCUUACAUAUACAAAAAAACAUAUUUAUUUCAACAACAAGAAAUCGAACUUUGUAACUAACACACAAAAAAUAAACAAAAAAAAACUAAAUACAAAAAAAAAAACAAAACAAACAAAAAAUGAAAAGAAAGAAAUUAACUAAAAGUCUUGUAUGAGAGUAAAGAGAAGAGCAAAUGAAAUUUGCUGCGCCAAAUCUGUUGAAACCAUUUAAUGAAAGAUUACAAAAAUUAAUUUUUAAAAAUGUAUUUUUAAAUAUUAAAGUAUAUAUAUAGAGUAAAACCAAAAAACAAAAAUCUAAAAAAAAAAUACAAAGAGAGCGUGUCGGAAACAAAGAGCAAAUAUUGUGAAAAAAAUUAUGAAUUUCAAUUACUAAAACAAGAGAAAAAAAAACCAAACAAAAAAAAAAAAAUAACAAAAAACAUUUAACAAGCUAACAACAAAUUUGGGAUCAGUACGUCCUACUAUAGCCAUGUUAUACAUAUAUACAACAGCAACAAGAGAACACUAAGCAACACAACAAAUCAUGAAAAAUAGUAACUUAAAUAUGUAUAACGCUAUUAUACGAAUAUCUAGGUAUACAUACAUACAUAAUCGUCUGAUAUGCCCCAGGAUAUAACUGCAGGCGUUUAGAUAUUUAUGCAAUGCAAUGAAAUGAACAGCACAGACACAACAGAACAGCAACUAAUCCUUAUUUAUAAAAUAUAAAACAUAAAAAAAUCGUAAAACAUACACACAACAAAAAAAAAUGCAACAAAAAAACAUAAAACAAAAAUACAUAUGUGCUUGAAUACGAAAGAAAAACAAAAAAAAAAAAACAAA
Messenger RNA from Drosophila nasuta, 9512 nucleotides. It is a transcript of the gene Unr, whose product is annotated as cold shock domain-containing Unr. Gene Ontology annotation, molecular function: nucleic acid binding. Bases 4255 to 7446 code for a protein of 1063 amino acids. The record is from RefSeq and is a predicted model, not a curated record. The transcript has 10 exons. NCBI's taxonomy places the organism in Eukaryota, Metazoa, Arthropoda, Insecta, Diptera, Drosophilidae.